Molecule: messenger RNA, 2154 nt
Organism: Symbiodinium sp. CCMP2456
Lineage: Eukaryota; Dinophyceae; Suessiales; Symbiodiniaceae
Source: the annotation of a GenBank genome assembly
GCGGCUACUUCGGACCAGGAGUCUUCGGCCAGGUUCCACCGAGCUCUACGGCUUUCGCGUCGACCACUCCACCAGCGGCGCCAAGGUCGAGUGUGCCUGGAGGUAAGAAUGGAGGUGUUCCACCAAUGAUGAGCCCAGGAUCGAAUUUCAGCCCGGUCAUCGACACAGCGGCAGGGGCUGCUGCUUCGCUGGAUCCCCAGCCAUGUGGGGCUGCGCCGAACAUCAAGGUCGACAGCGCUUUCGAGGUGCUCGGCAUGCAGUCUCCGUCGUCUUCACAGAGGCCGGCGGACCAGGCGGAGCGCUUCAUCGCGGCCUUGACGGGAGAAAAGCGGAGCAUCCCUACGUGGCAAGGACAACCGGGCUCGCUGAGGACAUGGCUUAAGUUGCUUGCCCACUGGGAAACUGAGACUUCGGUUCCUCGGGAGAAGUGGGGUAUCCGGCUGUACCAAAGUUUCCAGGAGUCUUCGGAGCCUCGGAAGAUUGCUGAUCAAGUUCCACUUUCGGAUGUUCUUUCUGCAAGGGGCUAUGGGUUAAUACUUUCGGCGUUAAUGACCAAAUACAAGCCAUACCUUGAUGUUGCAGCUCCAGCUUCCAUUGACCGCUUCUUUUAUGCCGGAGAACGUCAAAAAGGCCAAACGUUUGCGGCUUACAUUGCCGGCAAGGAGGUGUCGCGUCAGGAGCUGGAAACUCACUUGCAGGAGAGCAUUCCCGACAGAGUGGCGGCCAGGAUUCUUAUGAGACAGGCCCUCCUCACGGACUAUCAGAGGGAAAUGAUGGCCCUGAAGGAUGCCAACCAGUUGUUUUCCUGGAGCCAGGUGAUCGCAAUGCUGAGGCCCCUCGACCGUCCCGAGCUCAUCGCGCAGGCGGCCACUGCAGAGCUUGGGGCAACGGCAAGCAAGCACUAUCCAGUGCUUGCUCUCACUGGAGACACAGCCGAGGAGGAGCAGGCCAAUGAAGAAGAUGAGUUUUGGGAAGGAGAAGAGGAGGAAGACUUGGCCUCGGACGAAGAGGAGAUGACGUUCGAGGACCGCGAGUACGACGAACACGAGGCUUUGUACAUCCACGCGUACCACAGUGCUUACAGCGAUGUCCGACGGGACCUACAGAACAGAAAGAAGGAAAGAGGUUUCGUGCGACAUCCUCGCCAGCGCGGAGAGUCACGUGGCAAGGGCAAAGGCUCUCGGAAAGGCUCGCGGGGUUCUUUCUCUUCAAGGCCGGGUCCGUCGAGGUUCAACAAGAUGAUCAAAGGCAACGCCGAUGAGCUCAUGAGCAGGACCCGUGGGUCGCCAGGCAAGCAAGUCAACUUCGUGGUGUGCCGAGGCGGCGUGGACCAGACCAUCACCCAUGCCUAUGUCUUGGCACUCCCUCUGCUGUAUGCCACCGUCAAGGUCAAAGCCCACGAAGCACUGGUGGACACAGCGGCGGAAGAUGCAGUGGUUGGCGAUCGAGCUUUUGAGGCCAUGCGAGCCGAGUUGGCGACCUUGGGACCCGUUCGUGCUGAACUCCGACGCACUCUCUUUUUCGGGGGCGGCUGUGGCAGUGGCCCCGACUGUGCUGGUUGCGUCGGGUUCGGCGUCUUCGGCUUUCGCGGGGACUACGAAAACCACGGAGUCUACUACAGCUUCAUCCACUACUACCACGGGGUCGGGAUCAGCUUCAACGGCUUUCGCAGGGACUAUGAAAACAACGGAGUCUACAGCUUCAUCCAGUACUACCACGGGGUCCAAGUCUUUGGCUUUCGCGCCGACUACGAAAACGACGGAGUCUACAGCUACAUCCAGUACUACCACGGGGACUAUGCCGACAGUCUCUUGGUUCAGGACGUGAUCAAUUACCAGUCAGCCGAGGAUGUCAUCACUAGGAUUCCGAUGGGCAGGAAGAUGAGAAAUGUCAUGAAGCCCCAGGGAAAGCAGUCUGGCAUAGUCACGUUUGGACUGUUCGCGCAUGGAGCCAUGAAUGGGGUCACUCGCUCGACUCAGGAAAUGCCGCAGGUGUGCCGCUUCAUCAACAGAUGGAUCAAGUCGCUGGCCCCUUCAGAGUUCACAUGGUCUUCGGUCACCAUCGGUGUACAGACAACGGCCGAUGUACACAUGGACGCUCACAACGAUGGUCGCUCGAAGAACAUGUCGGUGACCUUGGGCAAGUUUUCCCAAG